Rhineura floridana is the source of this 399-nucleotide messenger RNA. RefSeq names its product mid1-interacting protein 1-like. The record is from RefSeq and is a predicted model, not a curated record. Gene Ontology annotation, cellular component: cytosol. NCBI's taxonomy places the organism in Eukaryota, Metazoa, Chordata, Lepidosauria, Squamata, Rhineuridae. The coding region runs from base 1 to 399 and encodes 132 amino acids. Gene Ontology annotation, biological process: regulation of lipid biosynthetic process. The transcript has a single exon.
AUGGAAGGAUAUGUCUCUGCCGUCCGCAAGAUGGAGCAAACGGUGAUGUUUCCUAGCCUUCUCCUGGGAGUCUCCCUAGAAGACCAGGAGGAUGGCACAUUUGAGGCCAACUCUAGCAACAGAGACUCUAGUGAGAGAGACUUGUAUGACUAUUACACCCUCCUAAAAGUCAUCAAGUGGAAGGCGGAGGGCGGCUUGGCUCCUCUCGUUGGCCAGACUCCCAGCAUCAAAGAAGAGGAAAGCAAGGAGAAGGCUGAUCUUGAAGGACUCUUUCAUUACCACGUAACCGGUUUGUACCACGUCCUCACCCAGCUAACAAGGAGAGCCAACACUGUGACUUCAAAAUACAAUGAAAUUAUGGGGCAGAUCAACCAGAAUGAAAUUUCUCUCCGCUGGUGA